AUGGGCCACUCAAGAAAGAGUUCAAUGCUGGAUUUGCUUGAUCUGGACAUAUCUACUGGAAGCUCUGAUGCUCCGAGAGUUCUCAUUGCUAAUCGUGGGGAGAUAGCUAUACGUGUGAUACGUGGAGCUCGCGAACUAGGAUGGAAGACAGUCGCUAUAUACAGCCAUGAAGACCGAUUGUCUAUGCAUAGAUACAAGGCCGAUGAGUCUUAUCAGAUUGGAGAAGUUGGCCAGUUCACGCCUGUUGGUGCAUACUUGGCUAUUGACGAGAUACUCAAAAUCGCAAAGGCUCGAAACGUCCAAGUGAUACAUCCAGGAUAUGGCUUCCUAGCGGAGAAUGCUCUGUUUGCUCGUAAGGUUGAAGCCGCGGGCAUUGCUUUCGCUGGACCACGACCAGAGGUUAUUGAUUCUUGUGGUGACAAGACGAAAGCACGAGAUGUUGCUGUGCAGUGUGGUGUUCCUGUCGUGCCGGGUACAGAAGGUGCUGUUAGCACCGUUGAGGAAGGGCAGGCUUUUAUUGCAAAGGCUGGUCUACCUGUCAUCAUCAAAGCCUCGAUGGGUGGUGGUGGUCGUGGUAUGAGAGUAGUGAGGAAUGCUGACGACUUCCCUCAUCUAUUCCGUACGUGCCAGUCUGAAGCUUUAAAUGCCUUCGGUGAUGGAACUUGCUUUAUCGAACGACUUGUUGAAAAGCCGAGGCAUAUUGAAGUGCAAUUACUUGGUGACGCUGUUGGCAAUAUCAUUCAUCUCUUUGAGAGAGAUUGUUCCGUCCAACGAAGGCAUCAAAAGGUGGUUGAAAUGGCUCCAGCAUUAGGAUUACCAGACGACGUUCGGAAAUCUAUAUUAGAAGAUGCCGUCAAAAUCGCUACAUUUGUCAACUAUCGAAACGCUGGAACUGCUGAAUUCUUAGUAGAUAGCCAGAACCGUCAUUACUUUAUUGAAAUCAAUCCUCGUAUUCAGGUGGAACAUACAGUAACUGAAGAAAUAUGUGGCCUUGAUUUGAUUGGCUCUCAGUUGCAGAUUGCAAUGGGAGCGACUCUUCCACAGCUUGGAUUGAUUCAGUCGAGCAUUACAUGUCGUGGUUAUGCCAUUCAGGCUCGUGUCACCACUGAAGAUCCAUUGCGUAACUUUCAGCCCGAUACUGGAAGGAUUGAAGUUUAUCGAAGUGCUGGAGGUCCAGGUGUGAGACUAGAUGGAGGUCCUGGUUACUCUGGUGCGAUCAUCACACCGCAUUAUGAUUCUCUGUUGGUUAAAGUCACUUGUCACUCUGCUGAUUUCGAGUCUGCGCGAAGGAAGAUGUUGCGUGCGCUCCUAGAGUUCAGAGUCCGUGGGCUCAAAACCAACAUAGCUUUCGUCCUAAAGCUGCUCACACAUCCAAUUUUUAUUGAGGGUGGCAAGAUCUGGACUACAUUCAUUGACGACUACAAAGACGAGCUUCUCAAAUCUGGUGAAGGUCGUGACCGUGGUCAACGUCUCCUCAGAUACUUGGGCGAGACUGCGGUCAAUGGAUCCAAAAAGUACUUUGAAGGCCAAGACGGAACACCAGGCGUGAAAGGGACCAUUCCUAUACCAACAUUGCCGGGCUUAACUGCCAUCAACGCUGAGACACCAUGCACGGAAGGAUGGAAGGGUGUUCUUGACAAUCAAGGUCCAGAAGCCUUUUGUCGAGCCAUUCGAGCUCAUUCUGGUGCAUUGAUUAUGGAUACUACUUGGAGAGAUGCGCAUCAGAGUUUGCUGGCAACACGUGUUCGGACUACUGAUUUGAACCAUAUUGCUCCAUUGACCUCUCACGCUCUAAAGAAGGCGUUUGCUCUGGAGUGUUGGGGAGGCGCCACAUUCGAUGUCGCUAUGCGAUUCUUAUAUGAGGAUCCGUGGGAGCGAUUACAGUUAUUGCGCAAAUCCGUGCCCAAUAUUCCAUUCUCCAUGUUGUUGAGAGGAGCAUCUGCAGUUGGAUACACCAACUACCCUGACAAUGUCGUCUACGAAUUCUGUCGUCUCGCCAAGCAACAAGGUGUCGACAUAUUCAGAAUCUUUGACUCUUUGAACUACUUCCCAAACUUGGAAGUUGGGAUUGAUGCAGUUAAGAAGGCAAAUGGUGUAGCAGAAGGCGCUUUAUCGUAUACUGGAGAUUGUGCCAAUCCUCAUAAAGUCAAGUACAAUUUGGACUAUUGGAUGGAUUUGGUUGAGAAACUUGUCAAUGCUGGAAUUCACAUUUUGGGAAUCAAGGAUAUGGCUGGUCUCUUGACACCUAAAGCUGCAACAUUGUUGGUUGGAAGUAUUCGGAAGAAGUAUCAGGAUUUGGUUAUUCAUGUGCAUACUCAUGAUACUGUCGGAACAGGGGUCGCGACAUACAUUGCUUGCAUUGAAGCUGGUGCUGAUAUUGUGGAUUGUGCUGUUGACAGCAUGUCUGGAAUGACAUCUCAACCCAGCAUGGGAGCCAUCGUAGCUACAUAUCAGAACACACCACAAGAUACCGGUAUUAGCUUCGAUGCUGUUCAAACCAUGAACCAAUACUGGGUACAAGUCCGAAGAUUAUAUCAAUGUUUCGAUCCCAAGCUUUUAUCGGGAGAUUCUAGUGUCUUGGUUCAUCAGAUGCCAGGUGGUCAAUACACAAACCUGCUCUUCCAAGCCCAAAGCUUAGGAUUGGGCAAAGAAUGGGAGGAAAUCAAAAAGGCUUAUGUUACUGCCAACUUGCUUUGUGGUGACAUAGUGAAAGUCACACCAUCAUCAAAGGUCGUUGGUGAUUUUGCACAAUUCCUCGUUCAAAACAAACUCUCUGAAGAAGAUGUUAUAUCUCGAUGUGAAGAAUUGUCAUUGCCAAAGAGUGUUGUAGAAUACUAUCAAGGUGCAUUGGGUCAACCUCCAUAUGGAUACCCAGAACCUCUUCGAACUCGUAUUCUGACGUCCAAACGACUAAAGCCAAUCAAUGAACGUCCGGGAUUGUCAAUUCCACCAAUGGAUUUGGAAGAGUUGAAGAGGAGCUUGGAAGAUGAAUGGGGUGAAGGCAAGAUCUCAGAAACUGAUGUGAUUAGUGCUGCCUUGUAUCCUCAGGUCUUCAAAGAAUUCCGCACCUUCCUGUCUACAUUUGGACAUCUUACCAAUCUUCCAACAUACCAUCUUCUUACUCCGUUGGUUAUUGGUGAAGAAUUCUCAUUCGAACUGGAAACUGGCAAGACACUUAUUGUCAAAUUAUUAGCCAUCGGCCCAGUCAAUGACGCUACUGGAAAGCGUGACAUUUACUUCUCAGUCAAUGGUGAAGCUCGUAUGGUGGCUGUAUCAGAUCACAAGGCCAAUUCCGCUGCGUCACUGACACCUUCAAGGCCCAAGGCUGAUACGAAAGACAAGAUGCAGCUGGGAGCACCGAUGGCUGGUGUCGUCGUUGACGUACGAGUCAAGGUUGGAUCUGCUGUGAAUGCUGGUGACAUUGUCGUGGUCUUGAGUGCCAUGAAACUGGAAACCAGUGUCGCUUCUGCUACAGCUGGUGUUGUAUCUGAAGUUCUGGUCAAGACUGGUGAUUCUCUCACCGCAAAUGAUUUGCUCAUCAAGAUUGAGCCUACAAAAGCAUAA
Messenger RNA from Synchytrium microbalum, 3564 nucleotides. RefSeq names its product pyruvate carboxylase. The record is from RefSeq and is a predicted model, not a curated record. Lineage: Eukaryota; Fungi; Chytridiomycota; Chytridiomycetes; Synchytriales; Synchytriaceae. Gene Ontology annotation, biological process: gluconeogenesis; pyruvate metabolic process. Bases 1 to 3564 code for a protein of 1187 amino acids. Gene Ontology annotation, molecular function: pyruvate carboxylase activity; metal ion binding; ATP binding. The transcript is spliced from 22 exons. Gene Ontology annotation, cellular component: cytoplasm.